This is a messenger RNA of Alternaria triticimaculans, 3204 nucleotides long. RefSeq lists its product as uncharacterized. Gene Ontology annotation, molecular function: tRNA binding; ATP binding; 18S rRNA cytidine N-acetyltransferase activity. Gene Ontology annotation, biological process: rRNA acetylation involved in maturation of SSU-rRNA. Gene Ontology annotation, cellular component: 90S preribosome; nucleolus. The coding region runs from base 1 to 3204 and encodes 1067 amino acids. Lineage: Eukaryota; Fungi; Ascomycota; Dothideomycetes; Pleosporales; Pleosporaceae. The record is from RefSeq and is a predicted model, not a curated record. The transcript has 2 exons.
AUGCCGAAGAAAGCCAUCGACUCCCGUAUACCGGCCCUGAUCCGCAAUGGCGCCCAGGAAAAGAAGCGCAGCUUCUUCGUAGUGGUCGGCGAUCGCCAAAAAGACGUCAUUGUCAACCUCUACCACAUCCUGCUGAACGUGGACGUUAAGUUGAACAAGUCGGUGCUGUGGGCAUACAAGAACAAGCUGCUGGGAUUCUCAAGUCACCGCAAGAAGCGCGAGAAGAAGAUCAAGAACGAACUCAAGCGCGGCAUCCGCGAUGUCGACACCGAAGACCCGUUCGAACUAUUCGUCUCGACGCAGAACAUCCGAUAUGUCUACUACAAGGAAACCGACAAGAUUCUGGGUAACACAUACGGCAUGUGUAUCCUGCAGGAUUUCGAAGCGCUUACGCCGAACCUACUCGCAAGGACAAUCGAGACGGUCGAGGGUGGAGGAUUGGUCAUAUUGCUGCUCAAGGGCAUGAGCAGCUUGAAGCAGCUGUACACAAUGUCCAUGGACAUCCACUCGAGGUAUCGGACAGAGGCACAUAGCGACGUGGUAGCGCGCUUCAACGAGCGCUUCCUGCUGUCACUCGGGAAAUGCGACAGCUGCUUGGUUGUCGACGAUGAGCUGAAUGUGCUCCCCAUCUCAGGCGGAAAGCAUGUCAAGCAGCUGCCUCCACCAGACCUAGAGCUGGAGGGCAAGACACCUAAGGCGAAAGAGCUGGCAGAGAUCAAGGAGUCUUUGGCAGAUUCGCCUCCUACCGGAGAUCUUGUCAAGCUUGCGAAGACCGUGGACCAGGCCAAGGCUCUUCUGACAUUCGUGGAGGCCAUCGUCGAGAAGACGCUUCGCAGCACUGUUACCCUCACCGCAGCUCGUGGACGAGGAAAGUCAGCAGCUCUUGGUGUUGCAGUGGCAGCAGCAGUAGCGCAUGGAUACAGCAACAUCUACAUCACAUCGCCCAGCCCGGAGAACUUGAAGACGCUCUUCGAGUUCAUCCUCAAAGGAUUCGAUUCGCUAAACUACGCAGACCACCAAGACUACACCAUUAUGCAAUCGACACAGCCCGACCAGAACAAAGCCAUCGUACGAAUCGAAUUACAUCGACAGCACCGACAGGUCAUCCAAUACAUCAGGCCCGAAGACUCGCACGUCUUGGGACAAGCAGAGCUUCUGGUGAUUGACGAGGCCGCGGCAAUUCCUCUGCCCCUCGUACGCAAAUUGAUGGGUCCCUACCUAGUCUUCAUGGCAUCGACCAUCAACGGUUACGAAGGAACGGGUCGAUCGCUAUCGUUGAAGCUGAUCCAACAACUUCGCGAACAGUCGCGAGGUAAAGGAAACAAUGGCUCGACCCAUGUGGUUGAUCGUUCGACUGGAAAGGAGACAAAGGACGGCAACGAGACCUCCAUGACCGGCCGAUCGCUCCGGGAGAUUACACUGUCAGAACCCAUUCGAUACGCUCAAGGCGACUCAGUGGAGCGGUGGAUGAACGAUCUUCUAUGUCUGGACGCAACACUACCCCGAAGGACGAACACGCAAGGAUGCCCGCACCCUGACAAAUGCCAACUUCUCCAUGUCAACCGGGACACCCUCUUCUCCUACAACCCUGCUGCCGAAAAGUUCCUUCAGAAGAUGAUGGCGCUGUACGUGGCUAGCCACUACAAGAACACACCCAACGAUCUCCAGCUCAUGUCGGAUGCGCCCGCCCAUCAGCUCUUUGUGCUCACGGGGCCCACAGAAGAGAACAAGCUCCCCGAGCCUCUCUGUGUGAUCCAAGUGGCGCUCGAAGGUCAGAUCAGCAGGGAGAGUGUAAUGAACAGUCUGAGCAGAGGACAGCGUGCAGGCGGUGAUCUCAUUCCCUGGAUCGUUUCGCAGCAGUUCCAGGACGAGAACUUCGCAAGUCUUUCUGGAGCUCGUAUUGUGCGGAUAGCAACCAACCCGGAGUACGUCAAGAUGGGCUACGGAUCAAAGGCGUUACAGCUUCUGGUAGACUUCUACGAUGGCAAGCUCGCCAGCUUGUCGGAAUCUGAGCCUCAGGAGGUGGAACAGAUGCGCAGGGUGACAGAGGAAGACUUGGAGAACACGUCGCUCCUACAGGACAACGUCAAGAUUCGGGAAGCCAACGAGAUGCCGCCGCUGUUUGCCCGAUUACAGGAGCUGAGGUCACCAAAGCUCGAUUAUGUCGGUGUGUCGUAUGGCCUUACAUCGCAGCUUCACAAGUUCUGGAAACGCGCAUCAUUCGUCCCAGUCUACCUACGACAAACACCCAACGAUCUCACUGGAGAACACACAUGCAUCAUGUUGCGUUCGCUCGAGACAACCUCAUCCGACGGUAGCUGGGUCGCUGCAUUCGCCAAGGAUUUCCAGAAGCGCUUCCUCUCCCUCCUUUCCUACCAAUUCCGCUCAUUCCCUUCCAUCACCUCUUUGUCAAUAGAAGAGUCCGCAUCAGCAGGAUCCAAGCUAGACGCCGACUUAGCCGCAAAACCCAUCAGCAAGGCCGAACUAGACGCGCUCUUCACACCAUUCGAUCUCAAGCGCCUGGACUCAUACGCGAACAACAUGCUCGACUACCACGUUAUCCUCGACAUGCUGCCUCCCAUCGCCACCCUCUACUUUACUGGCCGCCUCAAGGGCCAAGUCAAGCUCAGUGGUAUCCAAACUGCACUACUCCUCGCCAUUGGUCUGCAACGCAAAGAGUUCUCCGACGUGGAGAAGGAACUCAAUCUCAACUCCAGCCAGCUGAUGGCCAUGUUCGUCAAGAUUGUACGAAAGGCCGCCACAGCAUUCCGCAGCAUAGUCGAAGGCGCAGUCGAAGAAACUAUGCCCGACGCUAUGGAAGUUGAAGAGAACGGCGCUGGUGAUGAAGCUGCUGACGACGCCCACCGCUUCAUACCUCUCGAGAAGGAUCUGCAAGAGGAGCUCAGGGAGGGUGGCGAUGAGUUCCUGGCUGAGGACAAGGAGAGGCAAAGGAGCAUGAUUGACGCUCUACCUCUGCACAAAUACGAAAUCGGCGCCGGAGCCGCUGACUGGGAAGACGCCGAACGCGCUGUCAGCAACGCAGCCAAAAAGGGUGGAGCAGGCAGCAUGACCGUCGCCGUCAAGACAGGCGAGAAGAAGAGGAAAGUCGGCGAGGCAGUCGAAGAAGCAUACAAAGAAGCCGAAAAGUUCAAGGAGGGUGCUGCGAAGAAGAGCAAGAAGCACAAGUCUAGCAAAAAGGCUUGA